Molecule: messenger RNA, 3376 nt
Organism: Cuscuta campestris
Lineage: Eukaryota; Viridiplantae; Streptophyta; Magnoliopsida; Solanales; Convolvulaceae
Source: the annotation of a GenBank genome assembly
CGAAUACAGGGAAAUAUAAAAAACAAGGCAUCAUUGAAGGAUCUCUGCCUUAGAUACUUCACCCCGAGGGAGGUUGCAAACUUGCAUUCCUUUCCAGCAGAUUUCAAGUUUCCCCAACACGUGAGCCUCAGACAGCGGUAUGCCUUGUUUGGUAAUAGCUUAAGCGUGGGCGUCGUUGCUCCUUUGCUUCGAUAUUUAUUCACGGAGGCCCCCACUCCCAUGACACACUAGACGGAGUCCAACGAUAAAAGUGCAAAAUGUUUUAGUCUUCCAAGUGUGCCCUUUUCACAAAUGCUUGAUAUAAAAGAGCUGUGUACUGUUCUUGCACUCAAAUCUCAAUAGAAUAUGUAAUCUUUGAGGGUUUGUUGUAUUGGGGACGGAGGAAUGGAGGAUACAGCAAGUUCUUGCAUUGAAGCUGUAAUCAAGAUCAUGAUGAACCUGGAAUCAAUCUUGGAGGGCGAUGGGGACGAAGAGAUACUCCAUUACAGGACCGUCUUUUCUUCUUCUUCGUCUCCUUCACGGCCACCUUCUCAACCCCCAUUCUUGAGUACGGAUUGCUCAAUUUCCACGGAGGAAGUUGGCGAGGUUCCUCACCCAUUCUCGUCCGAGAAGAGCGACUCUCAAGUGUCGCAGGGAGAAACCACCAAUACUUUUAGGGAUCCAUGUAACUCAUCAAGCCAACCUAGUUCUGAAAAUAGCAAAACCCGUUUGGUAGAAAUCCUCCUGGGCCACAGGGACGACCCUGAAUCUGCGUUUAAGCAUUUUAAACAGGGUCUGGAGCAGUUGGAUUUUCAGCGGGGGAGCGGGGUGCCUCUCUAUGUUUUGCUUCACAUUUUGGUAUGUUCCUCUGAGCACCAGCAUAUGGCUAGGAGUUUGAUUUUAAAACACGUUCUUGAGGAUUCUGGUCCGACUCGUCUUGUAUUUGAUAGCCUUGCUGAUUGUGCCAAGAGAUUCAGUUUUGAGUUGAGUCCUGUUGUUUUCAAUGGUUUGCUCUAUAGCUUAUGUAAAGCUCGUCGUGCGUUAGAUGCUAUUGAUUGCUUUAAGGGUAUGUUGGGUCAUGAUAUAUUGAUCCAGCCCUUCCUUAUUGGUAAAGUCUUAAAGAUGUUAGUCCGGAAUAAAAUGAUCCGGGAAGCUAAAGCUCUGUUUAGUGAUGCUGUCUGUAGAGGGAUUGCAUAUGGUACUUUUCCAGUACGUUUAAUGAUGCUUGCUUGUGUAAAAGAAGGAGAUGCCGAGCUUGCUGAGAGGUACUUUUUAGAGUCCAAGGCUAGUGGAAUUACGCAUAAUGAAGCAACAUACAGUGUUGCUGUACACACUGCUUGUAGAUUGGGGAAAGCGAAUACUGCAAUUGCAUUGCUGAAUGAGAUGAAGGAGAAGAGUUGGGUUCCUUCCGAGGGAACAUACACGAAUGUAAUUUGUGCUUGUGUGAAGCAAAUGAAUAUGGUUGAUGCAUUAAGGCUUAAAGAUGAGAUGGUUAGUUUUGGCCGAUCAGCAGGAUUGGUGGUUAUGAUAAGCUUAAUGAAGGGAUAUUGUGUGCAGGGUGAUGUAAGCAGUGCUUUGGGUUUGCUUGAUCGUGUUGUUGAGGGUGGAUUAAGUCCAAACAAGGCCACUUAUGCAGUUCUGAUCGAAGGCUGCUGUAAUAAGGGAUAUAUUGAAAAGGCACUAGAAUUGCACACUCAAAUGAAACUUGCUGGAAUUGAGCCAUCCGUGUAUACCGAGAAUUCUUUACUUAGAGGGUUCCUCAAAGCUAACUUAUUGGAUGAAGCAAGUAAACAGUUUGAGCAAGUGGUUGCCACUGGUGUUGCCAAUGCCUUCACAUACAAUGCAAUGUUGUCGUGGUAUUGCAAAAAGGGCAAAACAAAAGAAGCAGAAGGUUUAUGGGACAAGAUGGUGAACAAGAGAGUUGUGCCCACUAUAGUCUCAUAUAACAACAUGAUCCUUCUCAACUGCAGAAGUGGAAAUAUGGACAAAGCAUCAACUUUAUAUUCCGAGCUGAAAAAUCACAAUACGAAGGCUAAUGUAGUCACAUAUACCAUUUUAAUUGAUGGGCAUUUCUGUAGAGGUGAUACCGAUCAAGCACUAGAAACAUUUGACAAAAUGCUUGCUUCAGGGAUUGCUCCGACGGACUACACACUCAACUCCAUCAUAAAUGGUUUGUGUAAAGUCGGGAGAACAUGUGAAGCAAAGACUAGGCUUAAUAUGUUCACAGAGAUGGGUCUAGACUCGAGCUGCAUGGCGUACAACGCUGUUAUUAAUGGUUUUCUAAAAGAAGGGUCAGUUGAUUCAGCUAUAGCUACUUAUACAGAGAUGUGUAAACAUGCAAUUUCCCUAAGUGUUGUCACAUAUACCUGUUUAAUUAAUGGAUUGUGCGAACACAAUAACAUUGAUCUAGCUGUUAAAGUGUUGAAUGAAAUGAGGGCCAAAGGUGUUGAAUUGGAUAUUGUUACAUACGGUGUCCUUAUUGAUGUCUUUUGUAAAAGAAGAGACAUGAAAAAUGCAAUGGAACUCUUUGAAGAACUUCUUGGAGUCGGUCUUUCGCCCAACAUAGUUCUGUAUAACAGCAUGAUUAGUGGGUUUAGAAAUGUUAACAAUAUGAAAGGUGCACUAGCCGUGUACGAACGGAUUAUAAAGGAGGGAAUCCCAUGUGAUUUGGAGACAUACACUACCUUGAUUGAUGGGCUACUAAAGGAUGGGCAAAUAGUUCUUGCAUCCAAUCUCUACACAAAAAUGCUUUCGAAGGGUAUAACACCUGACGAAAUUACGUACACUGUGCUGGUACAGGGUCUUAGCAAUAAAAAGCAGGUGAAGAAUGCACAGAAGGUAUUUGAUGAUAUGCGGAAAAACAAGGUGACUCCUAAUGUUCUUAUUUACAACACACUAAUUGCUGCAUACUUCAAGGAGGGGGAUAUUCAAGAAGCUUUUAGGUUGCAUGAUGAGAUGCUUGAUCAAGGUCUAGUACCUGAUGAUAUGACAUAUGAUAUUCUUGUUAGAGGAACACAAGAAUGUAGCUCAGUCACUGAUUGACACUUUAUGUAUUCGAUAGACAAAAAAUAUGGCACAUAGCCUAUACCAUUUUUGUAACUAUGCUAAGUGACAUGAGAGGUUCUCCUAUGCAGUUGGUUGGCCAUGUGUUUCUUUUCACUUUACUCCCCGUCUUGGUUGAGUGUUUCCUGGAGAACGAAUUGGAUUUGAAUAUGGAUUUCCAAAGCCUGGCUAUGAUUCUUCGAGGUGCUCUUAGUUACAACUCUGUUGAACUUAAGGCUGCGAGGAAAGCCCCAAUCAGGUUCGCCAUUUUUGACAAUGACUUCACCAACCAAGAGAACAUGCAGAGGAGCAGGAUCUUCUUUGUUUUCAGCAGCAAUAAGACUGAAGCAAAUGU